AUGCCUCACCGCAGAUCCUUGCUCCUCACGGCUUUCCAACACAACCUGCUCCGAUCGCAAGCCGGCUCCCAGAAUUGGCACCCAACUGCCAGCCUCGGCAGCACACAGCCUCUGGUGACCGCACCCCCGCCAGAGUUUCUGGCUCCAGCGACCCGCCAGACCAAUUGCCGUUGGCUCUCGCACGUCUCGUCUACUUCGCGCCAAGCACACAUUCUCGAGAACGGCACUUUGGCAAGCUCUUCGUCAUCCGUAUCCCCCGAGCCGCCACGUCUCGAGGGCAGCCUGGCCUCUGCGCCGCCCCUUGGGGCAUCGGUAACCCGUAAUCCAUGGUGCCGUAAAACCUACAGUACGGGGGAGCACGCCGUUUCCGAACCGCUCACACCCUCCUCUGAGCCAACUUGGCAGGACUUUGCCCGCACCGUAUCCCAGUCCGACCGUCCCGAACACAAGGUGAAGCAAUUGCUGCUGAGCGAGCCCUUUGCUUCCGAGAGGCGCACCGCCAGCCAACGCCAGGCAAGCAUCGGCUGGCGCCACCUUCACGGAAGGCUCCUCUUUGCCCUACUGGCCAGGCGCGGCACCCAUGGCGCAGAUGGACACGGCUCCCGCAGGAAGCCGCCGCCGUUGAGGCUUCGCUGGAGUCGUACCGCGGCCGCUGCCUUCCGCCUCAUGCAAGAUCAGACGGCUCCCGGUUGCUUCCAGCUGCACUUCCUCGCCGACCUGGCAUACCUCGCUGGCCUGGCGUCGCGCCCGUCCCUAAUCGACCGAAUCCAUCUUGCAGCCCGUCAGGUCCUCGAAAUGCCUCGCUGGCGACAGCGGCUGCAAGCACACGCCGACUUCCUCGAUCAAUCGAACGCAGCCAAGGAGUUGUCAUGCGAGAAAGCGGAGACGGGCCCGGAUCAGCUGCGAGCAUCGCCAUCUCAACUCUCGAGGAUAGGUCGGGUCUACCUCAGCUUGAUGGCUGCCUAUGGGAAGAUCGGCAAGUACGACAAAGUCCAGCAAUCCUUUGACGAGCUCAGAGAGACUCGGGUUGCUCCGACCAUCCAGCACUAUCAGCUUCAGCUUCUCGCCAUCUUCGCUCACCACAUAGCCAAGGGGUUCGAGCUAGCAGGCCCGCUCGAACGACGCAACGCCGCAGACAAAAGGACACUGCCAAGGAGGAUCUCUGACGACGUUUCCGAGCUGCGGCGCUGCAUGGACAUGCACGGCGUAGAACCGGACGAUACCUUCCUGGCCUCGAUCGUGCAUGGCUUUGGAGCUCCGUUGCGCAGCCCGUUGUCCCAUGCGCUGCCGAAUCGCGCCGUCCACCCUUUCCUCGGACCAUCUCGCUCCUUCGUCGACGCCUUCCUUGACCGAGCCGUCAGAAGCUCGCAUCGGAUGGCAGUCGAUUCGCGCGCCUACCAAAGCGAAAUGGGCCUCGUUUCGAGGACGCGAGCAAGGCUUCUAGACGCACUGAUCCAAGUCGAGCUCGAUGCCCUCCGCUUCACCGAGCAGCACAAGGAGCAAGGCAGGCUUCGGAGGAUUCAAGGGCUGAUCCAGUGCGCAGCCGAGGCUCAGGCGAGUGCCAUGACAGCAAUCGGCUCUUCGACACCGAGUCUGCACCAAUCUGGACCGAGCAGCGCAGCUGCCGGAUACAUCCAGGCCCGUGUCUUGGCAGGUCAGGCUCGCCUCGAUGCGGCCCUGUCGAUUCUGCCUGCUCUCCUCGAGAUGCCCAAACACGGACCCUCCGAGGAUGGGCCCGGUAGCCGCAGCCAUCGCGAUCACGUGCUGAGACGGCGCAGCAUCGUCAUCAUGCUCUUCUCGAGCGCUAUCAAGGUGCGGCAUUCGUCAAGACGGCGCGACUACGCCUUCGAGGUCCUGGACGCAGCCGUGCGGCACGAAUCGUUCGCCGAGCUCUGGAAGGAACGCGUCGAGCCUACCGGGUGGCUCGCCGACUCGAAUCCCGACGAUCGCGACCCACACUGCACUUGGAAUCGCCUGUGGAAGCGGUACUUGCGGGCGUGGUCCUCGGAUGUCGCCAACGGCCGGUCGUCGACGGGAUCGCGAGCGUCGACGGAGCCCUGGAAGGUUCUCUCCGACUGCAUCACAUCGAUCACCUUCAUGCUCGGUAGGCUCCAACGCAGCCGGUUCCAUCGCAGACCUUUUGACACCCUCGUCAGCGAAAAGGGUCUGGUGCGGGCGAUGCUGCAUGCAGCCGCCGUCGGAGGAAGAUGGACCAAUGACCAGACGCCGGACUCGGCGACGCGAUCAGUGGCGCGGAUCGACAGGGUCCUUCGGCUCUUCAGUUUGGCCCGGGUACGACCACGGAUCUGGAGUCUAGCCCGCAGCAUACUGGUAGAGUACGGAAAUCGGCAGGAGCGGCCGCAGCUUGCCCCGUCAGCCUUGGCGGAGGUGCUGCGAUUGCUGAACGAGUACAGCCGUGACCAGGCCGCGCCGCCGGCAGACCUCGGCGAGACCAGGGCAGGGGGCCCGCUCGGUGCCGCGGACACAUCGACGCUGCGCACGCAAGGUCAAAAGCAAGUCGGGGAAGCGAGUAAUUGA
Messenger RNA from Pseudozyma flocculosa PF-1, 2538 nucleotides. RefSeq lists its product as uncharacterized. The record is from RefSeq and is a predicted model, not a curated record. Bases 1 to 2538 code for a protein of 845 amino acids. NCBI's taxonomy places the organism in Eukaryota, Fungi, Basidiomycota, Ustilaginomycetes, Ustilaginales, Ustilaginaceae. The transcript has a single exon.